AUGGUCCAAAUCCGCAAUACGGUGGCCCUCAUCACGGCCUUUUUGGCUGCGAACCCAGUGUCGGCUCAUGCAGGACACAGCCUUGAGCAUGAGAUCGCUGCGCGUGCUGCUUACCUCAAGCAUGCUCCGCGGGACCUGUCUCACUGCGCCGAGAAGCUGAAGGCUCGUGGAGUCGAGCAGCGUGCCAUUGAGCGCCGCAGCGCGAAGGUGCAGGCGCUGAAGGCCGAGGUUGCAGCCAAGAAAAAGGCCAAGCGUGCCAUUGCCGCCGCUUCUACCCCCUCUGGCGGUGCUAUGCCCACUCCUAGCGGUGGUGCUGGUGGUGGCGCUCCUGGCGACGACACCACCCUCACCGACUGGGGCGCGCAGGUGGCUAACACUAGCCACCUGUCCAACUUGACGGUGACCCCUGACAUGGCUGGUGUUGAGGACUUGAUUUUCCAAAACACUUCUUGCGUCCUGAGCCCUGAGGGCGAGAUUGGACCUUACUAUGUUCUCGGCGAGCUGAUCCGCGAGGAUAUUACUGAUGAUGAGCCUGGUGUCCCCGUCGCCAUCGACGGCCAGUUCAUCGACAUAAACACCUGCGAGCCGAUCACGGAGCUGUACUGGGAUUUGUGGCACUGCAACGCUACUGGCGUGUAUGCCGGUGUUGUCGGGUCGGGCAACGGCAACGAGGAGGACACGGCCAACCUGAACAGGACCUUCCUCCGCGGCAUCGCGAAGACGGACGAAGAGGGUGUUGCCAGCUUCAAGACGAUCUUCCCGGGUCACUACUCGGGUCGCGCGACGCACAUCCACGUCGUGACGCACACCGGAGCGUCGGAGCUGGCCAACGGCACGCUUACCGGCGGCAACGUCACGCACAUCGGACAGCUGUUCUUCGACCAAGCCCUCAUCUCGGAGAUCAACGCGAACGUUUCGCCCUACACUGAGAACACGAUCGACAUUGUGGAGAAUGCGGAUGAUAGGGUGUUCAUGGUGGAGACGGAGACGGAGAGCGACCCGGUCUUCGACUAUGUCUUGCUGGGCGACGAUGUCGAGGAUGGAGUCUUCGCGUGGAUUUCUAUGGGCGUUGACUUGAGCCAGAACUACGAGACGAGCUGGGCCUCCGUCUACGGCGAGAAUGGCGGCACCGAGGCGUAG
This is a messenger RNA of Lasiodiplodia theobromae, 1140 nucleotides long. RefSeq names its product Extracellular dioxygenase. NCBI's taxonomy places the organism in Eukaryota, Fungi, Ascomycota, Dothideomycetes, Botryosphaeriales, Botryosphaeriaceae. Gene Ontology annotation, molecular function: ferric iron binding; oxidoreductase activity, acting on single donors with incorporation of molecular oxygen, incorporation of two atoms of oxygen. Bases 1 to 1140 code for a protein of 379 amino acids. The transcript is spliced from 4 exons. The record is from RefSeq and is a predicted model, not a curated record.